This is a messenger RNA of Pelobates cultripes (western spadefoot toad), 18754 nucleotides long. NCBI's taxonomy places the organism in Eukaryota, Metazoa, Chordata, Amphibia, Anura, Pelobatidae. The record is from the annotation of a GenBank genome assembly.
GGCGGUCCAUUUCCUGCAGAUCACGUGCCUGCCUCUGAGACCGAGGGUUAAAUAGCUGGGACCAGAAUUCUUCUUCACAAUGUCCAUCAUGGCCCAAUCUCUAGAGGACAUGGCCGAGGAGCUCACAUGCCCCAUCUGUCUCUGUCACUUCUCCACCCCAGUGUCCACCCCAUGUGGGCACAACUUCUGCUCUGAGUGCCUGGAGCUCACCUGGAAGGGGGAGAACAGGGAGUACAGCUGUCCCCAGUGUAGGUGCACCUUUGACAGGAAGCCAGACCUGAUGAAGAACACCUUGCUGAGUAACCUGGUCAGUAAGAUAAUGGAGGCCAAGGCUGACCGUGAGCCCAAGGAGGAUGUGAUAGUGGAGGAGGUUGUGGAUGAGAAGAGGGUUGAGGAAGAGAUUGUGCUCUGUGAUCACUGCAUGAAGUUGGAAGCUGACAAGACCUGCCUGACCUGCAUGGCCUCCUUCUGCUAUGAGCAUCUUCAGCCCCACAUGGAGAUCCCAUCUUACAGGGACCACCAACUCAGGAAGCCCCUGGCAGACCUCCAUAUGAGGAAAUGCAUGGAUCAUGGCAAGAUCCUGGACUACCACUGCUGGGACCACUCCAAGAGCAUCUGCUGCUACUGUCUGGCCGACCACAAGCAAUGUCGGACUGACAGCCUACAGGAGAGCAAGAUCAAGAAGGCGGUAAGGUCUUCUCUAACUUCCAAUGUAUCACCUCACCUACCUCACAGUAUGUCACCCUCCUUACCUUCCAGUGUAUCACCUCACCUACCUCACAGUAUGUCACCAUCCUUACCUUACAGUGUAUCACCUUCCCUACCUCACAGUAUGUCACCCUCCUUACCUUCCAGUGUAUCACCUCACCUACCUCACAGUAUGUCACCCUCCUUACCUUCCAGUGUAUCACCUUCCCUACCUCACAGUAUGUCACCCCCUUACCUAACUGUGUAUCACCUCACCUACCUCACAGUAUGUCACUCUCCUUACCUCACAGUGUAUAACCUCACCUACCUCACAGUAUGUCACCCUCCUUACCUCCCAGUGUAUCACCUUACCUACCUCACAGUAUGUCACCCUCCUUACCUUACAGUGUAUCACCUUCCCUACCUCACAGAAUGUCACCCCCUUACCUAACUGUGUAUCACCUCACCUACCUCACAGUAUGUCACCCUCAUUACCUCACAGUGUAUUACCUCACCAACCUCACAGUAUGUCACCCUCCUUACCUCCCAGUGUAUCACCUCACCUACCUCACAGUAUGUCACCCUCAUUACCUUACAGUGUAUCACCUUCCCUACCUCACAGUAUGUCACCCCCUUACCUAACUGUGUAUCACCUCACCUACCUCACAGUAUGUCACCCUCAUUACCUCACAGUGUAUUACCUCACCUACCUCACAGUAUGUCACCCUCCUUACCUCCCAGUGUAUCACCUCACCUACCUCACAGUAUGUCACCCUCCUUACCUCCCAGUAUAUAACCCUCCCUACCUCACAGUGUCACCCCCUUACCUUACAGUGUAUCACCUCCCUACCUCACAGUAUGUCACCCUCCUUACCUCCCAGUGUAUCACCUCACCUACCUCACAGUAUGUCACCCUCCUUACCUCAGUGGCAUGCCCCUCACCACCUCACAUUAUGUCACCUUACCUUACAGUGUGCCUCCCUACCCCUAACAGUAUGUCACCCUCCUUACCUCACAGUGUAUCACCUCACCUACCUCACAGUAUGUCACCCUCCUUACCUUACAGUGUAUCACCUUCCCUACCUCACAGUAUGUCACCCCCUUACCUAACUGUGUAUCACCUCACCUACCUCACAGUAUGUCACCCUCAUUACCUCACAGUGUAUUACCUCACCUACCUCACAGUAUGUCACCCUCUUUACCUCCCAGUGUAUCACCUCACCUACCUCACAGUAUGUCAGCCUCCUUACCUCCCAGUGUAUAACCCUCCCUACCUCACAGUGUCACCCCCUUACCUUACAGUGUAUCACCUCCCUACCUCACAGUAUGUCACCCUCCUUACCUCCCAGUGUAUCACCUCACCUACCUCACAGUAUGUCACCCCCUUACCUUACAGUGUAUUACCUCCCCUACCUAACAGUAUGUCACCCUCCUUACCUCACAGUGUAUCACCUCACCUACCUCACAGUAUGUCACCCUCCUUACCUCACAGCGUAUUACCUCCCCUACCUCACAGUAUGUCACCCUCAUUACCUCACAGUGUAUCACCAUUACUACCUCGCAGUAUGUCACCUUCCUUACCUCACAUUGUAUCACCAUCCCUACCUCACAGUAUGUCACCCCUUUACCUUACAGUAUAUUACCUCACAGUAUGUCACCUUCCUUACCUCACAGUGUAUCACCUCACCUACCUCACAGUAUGUCACCCCCCCUUACCUCACAGUGUAUCACCUCCCCCCCGUCCCCUACCUCAGAGUGUUUAGAUUGGCAGUGUAAGGAUUUAUAUCAUGUGCUAUACUUUAUUUUAAUACUAGCACUAGCUAGAUUUGCAUGUUAGUCUGUUUUUGUUAAAUGAAUGACUAGUGUAACUAAUAGACUAUUGUUACAUUUUGGGGCAUUCUUUGCUUUAUCCUCUCUAUCUCCCUCUGAGAAGCUGCCAAGUUAUGAGGCUGUGUAUUGGACACUUAUUUGAUCUAUGCUGUUGUGAUCAAUACCUGUUUGUUUGCUGCAGAGUAUUAAUGUGUGUCUCUGCAUUACUGUUAGCUCCUUUUCUGUAGAACAACAUUUAGAUGACAUUGCAGUUCAAUUCAUUUUUAAACAUUUUUUAUUUUUAUACAUAUAUAUUUAGUUUUCUUUUAUACUUGUUUUGAGCUUUUUAGAGUAUUUGAACAUUUCUUUAAAAAAUAAAAAAGGUUUAUAAUAUCUAUUUGGAACGUCCAAAUAAGUCAUAACAGUAGCAUGUAACGUGUUUCUGGUUUCAUUUCAGGGUAGAGACAUGUUAGUGUUUUAUUACUUCUGUUAGGGCUACAGAUUGUUACCUGCAAUUAUCAUUACACUCCAGCAGGUGGCACUUGAUAAAUGGUAGCAUCUAUACACCACUGGCAGAGUGGGCUAGGUUUUCUAUUAAUCGGCUACUUAAAAGGUCACUCCAAGCAUCAUACAGCCCGCUUUAGUGGUUAUGAACAAAGAAGGAUUAAGAUCCCACAGGUCCUAAGCAGGUUACCCGUUCAUGCUUCACAUACGGAUGGUUAAUGGGACCAAGUAAAUUCAUAGUUCUGGGCCAUAGGGGGCUGCCUGGUGUCAACUUAUUGUUAAUCCUGUCCUGUUUAUGAUGCCAGACGUGUCCUGGUGCCCCAGACACGUAGGGUCCUUAAUGGAGUUUGAUGUGCACCCAGUUCUUGCAGAGCUGCAGAAUGUCAAUCUAGACAACCUUUCAUUGGCUCACAGCAUCAUGCUCCCCCCUCUCUGUUAAUGAGUGCGUUUCUGGGCACAGAGCACAGCCCCAUGUAACGGGCUGGAUAAUGAUGCUCCAGUGACAGGGGUUAAACUGUGUAUGUGCAUCGUUUCAUGGCUAAACUCUGCACCUAUAAACUCCAGGUACCAUGACCACUUCAAAUCACUGAAAUGGUCAUGUUGCCUGUAAUAACCCUUUAAGUGCAGCUGAUUUCCUUCCAAGCCAUACGGAGACUGGCUGAGAAUGAUGGUAGCUGGCAUUCAUAGAUUUAAGAGUGUGCUGAAUUCGGUCUCAUUUAGAAGUUAGGCUGGAAGUAAUGGUAGAGCUUACUGCGUUAUGGUUUUGACAUUACGUCUACAAUAUGUCUAAGAGUUACGGGAUACAGGGUUAGAGUUUGGAAAAGGAUUUUGGGAGUUGGAGUUAGAUAUCAGGGUUAGGCUAAGUAUGAUUGGAAUUCCACAGUACUGUGGAUUGCAACAACCACCAGGAAGCGCCCAACUGAGUAUGAUGGUGAUUGCAGUCUGCACAAUAUGGAGAGCAGGAAUAGGAGGUUACAGCCAAACAAAUAUGGGCCAUAAAAGCACCCAUUCAGCUAUCUCAAACAGAACAGAAUGAAAUUGUCGAUACGUGGCAGAAUCGCCCUGUAUGUACAUUUGAGAAUACCAAAUAGACAACCAACCCUGAUAGAGCAUCAUGGGAAAUGUAGUUUACAACUAUUUGGAGUGCAAAGUUAGACAGCACUGGUAUGGUUGCUGGUUUCAAGGUCCGUUUCUACCAUUAAACAUGAAAAAGUAUAAACUGUUUGACGAAUAUGUUGUUGUUUUUUAAAAACGUGAUCAGUGUUAUUCAUCGACAUCCAAUCUCUUACUUAACAGUUGGAAAUUAAAAAAUUGCUGCGAACGUUAACGGAGAAAAUAGCCAAAGUUUCAAAUGUGUCCGACGGUGUUAAGAACGCAGAGAAAAAAGUGAUGGUGAGUUUAGGGAUCUGAUGUUUUAGCAUUGGAAUGAUAUAUAUCGAGCAGCCAUAAAAUGCACACAGCGUAAAAGUUCAUAUGUAAAGAGUUUUGAAUGUUUAUUAAAACAAGGUUCAUGUGGUUUUAUUUUUGUUUCCCCAUAACCAUGACACAUAGAAAAGAAGAAAACCGAAAAAAAUACAACUCAUACAGGGUCAUUGUCGAAAGUGUGAAUUGUUGCCAAUUUAAAGGGAAUUUAACCUUUUAGGCCAAAAUAGUCAAUUUGGAAAUUUUCUCUAAGUCAGCUUUACUACCAGUUCGAUUACUUUGGGCCGGAGGGGCAGGACUCCAAAAUGGGGACUGCGUUAAUGAAUAAUGAAAUCAUUAAAUUACGAACUGCAGCGGUGACUAUAAUGGAAUUGUUUUUAAAUUUUUCCAGAUCAGCUAUUUUUAGCCUUAAUUGUUUUUUUGUCUGAUUUUGGUUUGACUCUUUGGGGCUAACAUUUUAAAUUCUCUUCAAAUUCCCAACAACUCGCAUUUUAACAAAAAACCUUUGCAGUUUAACCACCAAAUGUGUUUUAUGCUAAUUUCGCCACAUUCGCAGCACUCUUCUUGCGGUCAGCAUAUAGAAAGGGACAAAAGGGGAUGCAUUCGGUGUAAUAUUGUUGAGUAUAUAGGCUAAACAUAAUAUAGAAAGAGAGAAACAAAAUAAAAUUGCCCCCAUGGAACUUGGCUGUAACUGUUGAUAGAUUCUGUGUACACAUUUAAAUAUAAAAACUGUGAAUGGUUGAAUGGUAAAUUGUAAGUGUGGCUCCUUGUUUCACAUUUUCGUGGGUAUCCUGAUAAGCUGACAUAUUAAAUACUCUGUUAUAUACAUCGUAUAACUUUUAUCCUGAUAUACACUAUUAAAAACCAAAGAAAAUAGUUACUUGUGCACUAUCCCAAAUCCCUAUCCAUAUUUAAUAUUUUUAAUAUCACUCCAAUUACCAUUUUAAGUGUAAGCUCACCUGUCACAGAGCUUCAGGAAAGCUUAUUUGGACCCGAGCAAUGGAUGUUCAGAUUGAACAUGUAAUGCAAAGCAGUAUCAAGCUUUUCAAAUCAGAGCAAAGAUAUUGCUCUAGAAAAUGUGAGUUUCCUGAGAAUUGUAUUUCCGGGAGUAAUAUGGGAGGUUUGGCAACCAGCGCUGUAUCUACUGCCAUUGAGCUAUUAGAUUGUCAUUAGCGCUAUUUGCUUAAGGGGAAAAGGAGUUCUGUAAUUUAAUUUAACAUGUAAUUAUCCUAGGAUACCACAAAGAGAAAGAAGGAUCUUUUGGAAGGAGAAUUUGAUGAAAUCAAAGCGUUGAUUCAACUAGAACAAAGAAAAGCCAUGAACAAAAUCGAAGAGGAAGAAAAGAAAGUUAAAAAUAAAUUUCUAUUCACUUAUAAUAUCUUGAGUAAAAAACAACGAGAAUUUGAAACGUUUAAGGCAAAAGUCGAGUCUCUAUUGCAGCAGGAUGAUGACCUGGAGUUUCUCAAGGUGAAUUAUUUUAAUAAUUAAUUGAAUUUGAUAUUUUGCAUUGUAACAGUUAGAGUAUAGUUAUAUAUUCAGAAACGCACAUUAUGUCAAAGUACAUGUAAUAACCUGUGUUUAUUGAAUGAUGUGUGAGUGCCCAACUUCAAGAGUAACACUGAGGUCAUGUUGAAACUAGCCUAAUCCUUUCUAAUGCCAACAUCAGUAGGAUGGCACAACAUUGUAACCCUGCACAAUGAUCACUUAAACCAAACGCCCGCUGACUUUUUAGAUAUAUUUAUUAAUUAAUUUAUCUUGGAUUGUUUUAUUACACAGAGUGCAGCAAAACUACAAGACACAACAUCCAAAGAUCCGUUCAAACCAAAUAUUGAGUUUGACGAAAACCUUCUGCAACAAAUCUAUAGAAAUACCGUCUCACUGAAAGAAAUCCUAAAAAACAAAGUUGAACAUCCAGGUGAGGUACAACACAUUGUAAAUAAUCUGCAUCUAAUAAUCUGCAUCGAUUAACAGGCAUUUGAUUGUUCGACACAGUUGAACGGGAUAUGGGCUCAAGUCUAUUAAUUUGUACCGGGUAUAGUCUAAUAAUUUUCCGGUAUAAUAAGUAUUUUUUACUAAUAAAAGAAUAAGAUUUAGUGAUUGAUCAGGUGGUCAUUGUUCCUUCAGGUGAAAUUCCAGAACAGAAUUGUCCUCCUUUAGUGCCAAGGGACCCACGAGGCAGGGAAAGUGAAUUCAAGCAACGUAAGUGAAAUAAGUGAUUUAUUAAACAUCGUAAUACUUCUAUAUCAAGGAUACAGAUUAUACAAUAUGCAUCUUACUGUGACAAAAUUUGUCCUUGGCAAUUUGUCCUGGGAUUGACAUAAGCACACAGGAGUCUGAUCUCUAAACACUGAAUGGCAGCUGAACAACAGUCGAAUGGAGCUUGGUUGUCACGAUUCGGCUGUUUUUAAACGUGUGGCUCUUCACAAAAGACACAUGUGGUUAUUUCAACCGAAUUAGGUCUUUGGUUUGUUUGUCUUUGGAUCUCUGUAUAAUCCGGGUGAUUUGAAUAUUGACAGUCAACUAAAUUGUCCCAAUUCCAGAGAUGAUAUAGGCCUGGAGAAAUUGCAUCUUAAACUCUAAGCCUCUAAUCCUUACCCACUCUUCUGCUACUCCAAACACCCCUCACAAUCUAAGCAGCUCCCCAACACUAAAUCCUCCCCCCAAUUCUGGCUGUUACAUUAGUGGUAUCUUUUUUUUUUCCGGUAGCGGUGACAUUCGGUUACAUUCGACUACAAUUUCUUUUGGAAUUCGAUUCAAUUUUGCUAUUUGAGCUAUUUUCAAAUUAAUUUCCCAGCAGCACUGCAAUCCAUUCGGAACAGUUUGGUUACAAAUCUCACUGCAUCAAAUGGCUGCAAAUCACUACUUUAAAAAAUUUAUAUGUUUGUGGUUUAAAAAAAUGAAUCAAUUUGUUCAUCCAUCGAUUAACAGGCAUUUGAUUGUUUGGCACAGAUAAAUGGGAUUUGUGCAAAAGUCUAUCAAUGUGUACCCAGCAAAGUCUAUUAAUUUGCCAUCCCUCUCUUUAAUACAACUCUUUCACUUGCAAACAUGAUCGGUAAAAUAAGUCUUUUCUUCUAAUAAAAGAGUGAUGAGUUACUGACUCUGAUCUGGUGGUCAUUGUUCCUUCAGGUGAAAUACCACAAAAGAAUCGUCUUCCUUCAGUGCCAAGGGAACCACAAAGCAGGGAAGGUGAAUUCAAGCAACGUAAGUGAUAUAAGUUAUUUAUUAAACAUCAUAUUAAUUCUCAAAAUAAUUGCAAAAUGGCAUAUAAUGCACAUCUUGCUAAACCAUCUCUAAUGCCUAUAAAAUAAUAUAAAGUCUACUUUCAUGAUCAGAUUUGUUUUUUUGUUUUUUUUUUACAAAAUAUGAUUACACAUACUAAGUGUGUCAAUUCUUACAAAAUACCACAUCACUAAUCACUAGUGAUUACUUAACUGCUUUCAGUUAAAUGGACACUAUAGUCACCAGAACAACUACAGCUUAUUGAAUUUGUUUUAGUGAGUAGAAUCCUUCCCUUCAGGCCUUUUGCUGUAAACACUGUCUUUUCAGAGAAAAUGCAAUGUGUACAUUACAGCCUAGUGAUAACUCCACUGGACACUCCUCAGGUAGCUGCUAGAGGUGCUUCCUGGGACGGUGCUGCACAGUGUGACUGCCAUUUCAUUGAGAUUCAUUGAUUCAAUUCCAGGGCUGUGUUUGGCGUGUGCUGGCUCUGCCCCUGAUCUGCCUUCUUGACAGUCUCAACCAACCCUAUGGCUUAGAGAAUCACUUCUGAUGAUGUCAGCCAAGCAGGCAGACCAGGGGCAGAGCCAGCACACGCCAAACACAGCCCUGUUCAUAAAUACCCCUGCAAAUGGUAACCUACCAACCCACUGCAAAUACCUCACUACAAGGCACAAGGUUUUAUUAAAGGCAUAUAAUUGUAGUGAGCUGAAAUCCAAAUGGCGGAAUGUAGGGAGAAAUAGCUGAUUUUGAGAAAAUCUCCAACUCUGCUAUAGUCACAGCUGAGCUAUUUUAGCCUACAGUUUGCUAAUUUGUAGUUCAGUAGUUAUUAUGGUAUGUUAAUAUUCCCACACCUCUGCUGCUAUGUGUGUACUAUUGUUGGCUACUGAUGAUAAUUGGUAGCCAUUCUUGGUUAUCUAGGUCAUCAAAUUCUCUUAUUACUUUCUAGAUGAAUUUGCAGAAAGGAAAUAUGAACCUCUAAGGCCCAAGAAACCUGAACAUGAGAAGAAACCUAAAAAACGUAGGUCAUAAACAAUGGUUGUUGUGGUAUAUCAUCACAUAUUGUUGUGUUUGAAAAGCAAUGCAAAAUGGUAGCUGACUGGUUUGACAAUAUUUUGGUUCCACUAUUAGAGGAGCACUCUAACCACCAAAACAACUUUGUCUUAGUGAAACAGUUUUGGUGUAUAGAUCAUGCUAGAUCAUGCUCCUGUAGUCUCAUUUCUCAAUUCUCUGGCAUAUAGGAUUUAAAUCACAUUUGCUUUUGUUUGUGUUUGUGCAGCCCUAGCCACACCUCCCUGGCUGUGACACACAGCCUCCAUAAAAAUAAAAAAAGUUAAUUUAUCAAUCAAGUCUUGCAUCACAGUGUGUUUACUUUAGAAGUUUCUAUAAUCUGCUCUGUUAAUUGAAUUUUAAUCACACACAGGCAGCUCAUGUAGGCUAUUAACAGAGCAGGAAACAAGAAAAUAUAAAUGAAACAGACUGUGCAAUAAAGGAAGUCUAAACAUUAGAUGACUCUUUACAGGAAGUGUUUAGGAAGGCUGUGCAAGUCACAUGCAGGGAUGUGUGGCUAGGGCAAUAAACAAAAUAUUAAAAAAGUGAUUUUAACUUUUUAAGUGAUUUAAGUCUUUUGUUAAGAUGUAUCUAUUGCAAGUGAUUGUCACUGGAUCAAUACCAGAGGAAUUAAUGUUAAAAACAACCAAUAAAGACUGACAAAAAAAUACCCAACAAAGUCUUACAAAAUACAGACACAAACCCUGUAUUUAGUGGGCUAUUUUUACGCUACCUUUUAGGCCACCUAUGACCGUAGCCAGUUUCAGUGCCUUAUAGUAGGACAGAGCAAUGCUAAAUUCCUAGAGAGUUCCAGGCCUCUAACAGAUAAAUUUGUAUGAUUAUACUGACUGUCAAUGGUACUUAAUGGGUUAGGAAUAAGGACUAUCCCUUUAAAUAUAUAGAUAACCCCACGUUUGGAAACCAGGACUGCCAAAUGUUCUUCAAUUUAAAUGGAGAUUUGGCCUAUUCCUUACUCACAAGGCUAUUCAACUGGAAAUAUUUGUUAUGGACAAAAAUUUCCAAAUAUGAAAUUUUUUUCACAGCUCGACCAUUUAGGCAUUUAGGCGUGGAAUUUGAAAUUCUCUUGUUUGACCUUUGUAAUUCCUGUUUUAACUAAAAAGAUCUUCUGCUGUUGUAAACAUGUAAAACAUGACCCGUUCAGUUGAUGAGUUUUUGUGUUUAAUUAAAUAGUAUUUUUUAUAUUAAAAUAUACCUUAUUUUUUCCCAAGCGAGGAAUAAAAAGACUCCUGCAGUGGCAGCGGCUUCGGCUUCGGCAACAGCUUCGGCAACAGCUUCGGCAACAGCACAAGUAGAAGCUGUAGCGAAAACAUCACCAGGUCCAGUCAUUCCAACGAGAGAAGAACUCCUGCAAUGUAAGUAUAAUUUAUCUAUAACACUAGAUGGUGCUUAUUAUUCACCAGCUGGAAAUUCUGGGGUAUUAACAAUGAAUUGUUUUAUUAUUAUUCUUUUUUUUAAAUUUCAUUAUAUACUUAAUUUCACCAUGUCACCCAUGUCUGUGUAAAAUAAUUAUUCAAGUUAGUUAGUAGUUAGCUGCUAAAUAAAUUGUAUUUAUUUGACCCCGUAUCCAGCUGCUUAUAUUUAGUUUUUAUCUGUUAAAGGGACAGCGUAGGCACAGUAGCUGCUUCAUCUCCUUGAAGUGGUUAUAGUGUCUGGAGUCCCCUGGCGCCAUGCUUCCAGUCAGCAUUAAACAGUUUUAUCAGGGUUAUUCACUAAAUUAAGAAUUAAAGGUUAAUUUCAAAUUUAAGUUAAAAGUAGCUGACAUAUAUAUUCUCAAGUCUUAAAUCUUCUCACAUUAGUUAUUAACCCUGUUAAUGGUUUAAUGCUAAACAAGAGACCCAGCAGCCCAUCAUGCCCUCUGUACUGCUUGGUCUAAUUAAAAAACACUAGCCUGAGCAGCAAUGGUUGGCUGUGAUUGCCUGAGAGAGUCAGCUGACUGUUUUUAGCCUAUCACAGCAUCCAUUGCAGGUAUGAAUUGGUAUGGCUUAUGAGGACGUGUGUAAUUUCUACCUUAACCACACCCCCAGUAGAGGUGGGGCUAUGGGUAGCCUGGAACCCUUAUUCAGUGUUAAACUGUUCAAAAAUGGUUUCAACACUGACUGGAGGUACAGUGCCAGGGGUACACCAUGCACUAUAACCAAUUCAAUGAGAUGAACAGAGUGAAGAAAGAGGGGUAAAAUAAGGCUCUUAGCAUUAUUAUUAUUCUGUUCUUUUUUUCUUUUCCAUAGAUGCUGUGCGUCUUCAAGUGGACAUCAAUACUGUUCACAAAAGGGUUUUACUAUCCAACCAAAAUACCAAGCUGACCAUUAGUGAUAGACCCCAAGAUUACCCAGAUAACCCCCAAAGAUUCAUACAUUGCUCUCAGGCUCUGUGCUCGACUGGCUUUUCAAACGGCCUCCACUACUGGGAGAUAGAACUCCAAGGUGGCAACUUCAGUGGCAUAGGUGUAGCCUACGAGAGCAUCGCCCGUACAGGGGUCGAGAGCCGUCUAGGGCGCAGCAAAGCCUCCUGGUGCAUUGAGUGGUUUAACGGGAAAUUGCAAGCCUGGCAUAACAAUAAACAAACGGAUCUUCCUGCACACAACACUAGCAAAAUCGGGGUUCUGCUCAACUGCAAUGAAGGUUUUGUUACCUUUUUCUCUGUUGCAAAAAAAUUCUGCCAGAUUUACAGGUUCAAAGCAAAAUUCACUGACAUUGUCCACCCAGCAUUUUGGGUAUUUUCUAGUAACACCACCUUGUCCAUUAGUUCCUUUUCCUAAUGCAGUGUGGGGUACCUGGCAUGAGAUCUUGGCUGUGUUCUCUGUAUAUUCUAGAGCACCAACAGAUUUUGUAGAGUUUGAGAUGUUAUAUUGAAGAGUAUUAAAAGUCUUUAAAGGGAACCUAUAGUCCCCUUCUAUCAAUGUGAUCGCCAUUCACCUUUAAUCAGUACUGGUUAAUCUUAAUAUAGAUUAUUCACCUUGUUUCCAGUGCAGAGACUUCUUUGCAGCAGCCUCCAGUUCUGCUUCUGUCAACAGCAUCUCUGCUGACAUCACACGUGAUCUUGUUCAAUCCAAUGCUUCUCACUGAGAAGCAUUGGGGACGGCAAUACAUGCGCAGCAAAAAAUGACAGGACCUCUUCAAAGCUAAACUUGAUGUCUCUUUUCAAACUAUGUAACCAUGUAAGACCAUUUCAUUGAGAUGAAGUGGUCUGGCUGACUGCGGUGGACCUUUAAUUAGAUAAAAGCAACAAACCAAACUAGCAAGUCUGAGAAAUUUGCUUGCAAGCUUACAAUCUACAGAUAAGCCUGUAUAAUAAUUAUAAGGGCCCUACCUGAAACCUUACAAUCAAAAUUGAUUCAGUAAUUAUUGAUUACUCUGCAUUUGAGUGUAUAGUUUUGGGGAAAAAAAAUUCUACAAGCUUUUCGACUUUGAUGACCUUGCCAGCACGCUUAUAACUAAUGUAGGUUAUCAAUGGACUGCUUGCAGAUUUACAAUCUAUACAAUAUUUAUAAAUGAUCCAUAGGUUUUCAGGGCUCAGCAUGCAGACUAGAGUUUUAAAAACUGAGUAGGUUUUAAAAACUGAAAUAUUGAGGGCUCAGCGUGCAAGUUUAUAAACCGGUACCGUAAGCUUUGAGCAUCAUCAAUACAAUCCUAACAUUUAGAUUUUAAGUCUUCAAGCUUAUUAUUGAUAAAUAAAUUGAUCCAGUUUGUUGGUUUUGAGGGCUGUGCGUGCAAGUUUACAAUCUAGGCAUAAACUGAUACUGUAGGUUAAGGAUGACCUUGUCUGCAAACUUACAAUGCAAAAAGAAAAUGAAGCAGUAGGUUUCGAAGGCAUUUUUGCAGAUUUAUAGUCUAGAAAUAAACUGAUACACUUGCUUGGUUUUGAGGAUUCUGACUACAGGUCCAUAAUCUACAGCAGUGGGACGUGUCUGUACGAAGUGAUAAAGUAUUACUACAACAUCCACAUCAUUUCCCCAAGUUUGACCGUGUUGACUUGCCGUUGACGUCUGCCGUAACCACUGCUCAGUAGAGGCAUUCUGCCAUACUCCGUUGCCGAGUUCUUCUGGUAAAUGCCACGUUGAUAUUUGUAGAAUUAUCAGCUAACUGUGUUUAGUGCCCGUAAUUCACAAAGUCGUCAGUUGCUACAGAAUGGCAGAUGUUUAAGAUUACGAUUUAAUUGGCUUCAUGACAUUUACUGGGAUAGAAGGUUUUAUAUUGGAGCGAACAGUAUUUGUGUAUUGCUAAAACGUUCCAUUCUACAAUUUCUCGUCCCCAGUAUGUACAUUGUUAAUCUUACACAGAGGGUGUUUUCUUAAUUGGAUUUAGGGAAUACCACUCAAAACAAAUCUGUAUAUAAAUAAUAAGAGACCUGAUGGCACUUUGCUGACAAAACAAAAAACCCAACAGAAUUAAUUCCAGAUGACUUAAAAAUGAACAGGCUGAGUAACAAAAACAGAUGUGGAAGCCAGUCUAUAAAAGGGGUAUCAGCGACAGAAAUACAAACUACUACUAGAUUAUUUACUAGUGUGAGGCUUUUUUUGUUUGCUGUGUCCAGUUUUACAGACCAUGAUUUCAGAAUACCACGUGUAUUUCAUAGAUACGUCACGGAACAGGCGUUAAAUGGUACGUGGUCUUAGUAAGAGUAGCUACCAGGAAAUCAUGUACCAAUUGUUGGUCCAUGAAUCUGGGCUACAGAACAAUGUGCAGUAUUGUGAUAAACAAGUCAUCUGAUAACCAACAGGGAUAUGUGCUCAAGCAUUUAAUGUCACAAUUGUAGCAGAUUCUGUCAUAUGACUGUUCUCAUACAGAGACUGCUGUUAUUAGAACAAUCUGAGACGAGGGAGGAUUGCAUUCAUGUGAUUAUUCUAACACUGGCCAUAUUGCGUUUGUGAUUAUUCUAGCACUGGCCAUAUUGCGUUUGUGAUUAUUCUAGCACUGGCCAUAUUGUGUUUAUGUGAUUACUAGAACAUUGGCCAUACUGCCUUUGUGAUUAUUAAGACUGGCCAUGUUGUGAUCGUGUGACCAUUCUGAGACUGGCCAUAUUGUGUUUAUGUGAUUAUUAUAACACUGCCAAUACUGUGUUUAUGUGAUCAUUUAGCACUGGCUAUAUUGUGAUCAUAUGUUUAUUCUAACAAUGGCCAGUGUUGUUAAGUGGUUCUUACACCGGUUGGGUAAUGUGGUCACUCUGACACUGGCCAUAUUGUGUUUACGUCAUCGUUUUGAGACAGGCCGUAUUGUGUUUCCGUUAUCAUUCUGACACUGGCCAUAUUGUGUUUACGAACUCAUUCUGAGACUGGCCAUAUUGUGUUUACAUUAUCAUUCUGACACUGGCCAUAUUGUGUUUACGAACUCAUUCUGAGACUGGCCAUAUUGUGUUUACAUUAUCAUUCUGACACCGGCCAUAUUGUGCUUACGAGCUCAGAAACCAGAUAAUUCUAAGACUGGCCGUAUUGUGUUUUUGUUAUCAUGAUGAGACCGGCCGUAUUGUUUUUAUGUGAUCAUUCUGACACUGGCCAUAUUGUGUUUGUUAUUCUGACACUGGCCAUAUUGUGUUUGUUAUUCUGACACUGGCCAUAUUGUGUUUAUGUUAUUCUGACACUGGCUAUAUUGUGUUUAUGUGAUCAUUCUGACACUGGCCGUAUUGUGUUUCCGUUAUCAUUCUGGCACUGGCUAUAUUGUGUUUAUGUUAUUCUGAGACUGGCCAUAUUGUGUUUAUGUGAUCAUUGUGAGAAUGGUAAAAUGGUCAUGAAACCAUUCCAACAGUGGGCAGAUUGAUUUUUUUAGAGGUGGUCAUGUUAAACACUGGCCUUAUUGUAGUUAGACCAUUUUGUCACUGGGCAGAUUGCUUUGAUGUGACCAUUUAGAGGUCAGGAUUGAUUGCAGUGAAGUGACCAUUCGGAGAUUGGCCAUAUUGUGGUCAUGUGACUAUGUAAAGAAUUGGCAGAUUGGCAUCAUGUGACUGGAUAAUAGGGCAGAUUCUCAUCAUGUGACUAUGUGAAGAAUGAAACACUUUGUGAUUAUAUGACUAAAAAGGAUGGGCAGAUUCCUAUUGUGACCAGCGGAUUGCGGUCAUGUGACCAUUCUAACUCUGGGCAGAUUGCUGUCAUGGUACUAUUAGGAGAAUAGGAUAGAUUGCGGUUAAAUGACCAGCCUGAGACUGUGUAGAUUGCAAUUGUAGGAAGAAGCGGUAAGAGAAGAAUGGUGAGAACAAGCUGAAAAAUUGCCAAAACAUGAUUUUGUUUUGUCUGUGGAUGUGUGUACGGUAAAAUCACAUUUAUUUUGGUCUGGUCUGGCCUUAGUUACCCACUGCAAUCAUUGGUCUAUAAGCACUGUACCUCCGCCAUCUCAGGGUGGAUUAGGCACUGAACCUUUUCCCACAUACCCAAACUAGGUCUAGCGCUAGAUCUCCGUAUCAUUGAAGUGAACCCAGACUUGGUCCUGUAGAAUUACCAGCCUAUGAAAGCUAACGCAGGUGUUGUUCAUUUCAAAGUAACUAAAUUAGGGUAUUGGAGAGUCUGAUUGGAAAAAUGAGAGACAUCUUGACCUGUGUGUCUUUAACCAUUUGACAGAGGCUUUGAGUUGGAGUAUAGGAGAUACUCACACUGAGCUUUCUCUGGUUCACACAGAAGCAGGUUGUGCUUUCUAGUUUGCCAUCAGUUGUUGGAUGGUUCAUUGAUUCAUCAAAUGUUUCAUUGCCUUCUGUUUUAACUCUGGGGGACACAGCUUGGGGCAUUUAAUAUGCCAAAUUUAGAGAGAAACUGACAUGAUCACUGUCUGGUGUUGGGAUAAGAAGAUGCAAACAGGAUAAAAAGAAUGGAAAGAACAUAAACAACAAAUAUAUAUAUCCCCUAGUAAGGGAAAUAUCCCCAGAUAACCAAAACAAUAUGGGGUUGAAAUAAAGUUUAAAGUUAAAACGAAUACAAUAGAUGAAACUAAUAGAGAAAUAUUCAGUAUACCCUUGUAAAAUGCUGGAUCCCAGGAUUGUAAGGCAAUAGGACUACAAUUGUAUCAAAUUAUCUCACUAUAAAUCCUGUCCUAAUAGACAUGGAGACAGUAUCAUGGUUACUGUAGCCCAAAGUUUUGUAACUAUAUUUGUAACAGUAGAAAACAAAAUCACAGAGAUACGGUACAGGGCUUUAGAAGGACACUGAUGAGGGUAUGAUAAUGGUGAGAUAAAACUAAAGUCCUAAAUUGCCUUCAAGGGCGCUAGAUAGUGGAAUAUAGCCUAAACAUUGAUAUUAACCAACACUUAAAGCAAUAGAGAACAGGGAGAUAAUAUUUUGCCUAAAUUAAACUAAACUCGUGCCUUCAAGGGCACCUGAUUGACUUCCUUCUAACAGCUAAAUACACUUAUGCUAGUCACAUAUUUCUAAAAUAUAGUAGGAUACAAAACACAGAUGGUUGCUACAGUAAAAAUAUCGACUAAUCUAUGAGCCACACAUUCCCACGUACUAAAGGGACUGAUAUGUUAACCAAACAUUAUCGAUACUGUAGAAAGGCCACUGAGCCUCUGACAAGCCUUUCACCAGAGUGGCCCAUCCUCUCUGAUGACUAUACUAGAUAUUUCUCAUAUUAGUUUAAUCUAUUGUAUUAAAACCUGACCUUUUUUUAAAUACAGUUAUAAUUACUUCAACCCUAUAUUGUCUUGGUUAUCUCGGGAUAUUUACCUUAUUUGGGAACACAUAUUGUUUAUCUCUUUAUUUCCAUUCUUGCAACUCACUAGUUAGGGGUUAUCCCUCAUUUUCUUGAGUUUUCCCUUGGCUCAUUUUUGCCUUUAUAAUGAACCAGGAUACAAAAAAAAAAAAAAAAAGCCAACCUUCAAUCCUUGUCACUUGAUCUCACACCAGAUAUAUUUAUCAGCUGACCACAAUAUGCACAUUGGCUUAGGCAAGCUUACCUAAUGGACUCCAGGUGGUUAAGUUGGGCUUUGCCCUCUUGUUUUGAAGCUGGUGGAAGCAAAUAAGGCUCCAGCUCAACAUAUUUUCUGCAAAACGAAUAUGGUAGCUGUGCUGGCCCUAUAGAAACCAGAUAUGUCUUCAUGCUCUUUGUUUUAAUGUAGAGGACUUCCUGGCAGGUGGGUCCACAAGCCGCAACAUUUAUCAAUUGCUAUAACCCAACUGUCAUACUCUGGCCUUGCCUGAUCAUCGGAUAGAUCUUGGCUACCCAGAUUUUCUGUUGGGCUGCUACAAUAAAUGUCACAAGUUACUUUGUGAGACCCAGUCCAUACAGUACUCUAGGAAUCAUCCUCUGGUGGCUGUUCUUUUCACAGUGUUCAUUUAAUCACUAAAAUGUGUAGAACACUGUGGAGAUCUGUGUCACAUGCAGUACACAAAGAGGAAGAUCAGACUGGUCUUCAAAAUGUCCUCGAUAUAGUGUUUUGCCCAUGGGACAAUUUAUUUGAUGGUUGUAAGGGACAGAGCAAAUGCAGUGUACACCAUCGGUGACCAAGGCAUUAUGCAUGGUCUCAGACACACUGUAUGCAAUAUCCUCCAUGGAGAUUAACUCCGGUGAAGAUGUUAAUUUGUGCCUCUGCAGUGAUGAUACCAUGUGGGAUAAACCACCACAAUGGGGAGAAAACUUUUACCCUUGUGCCUAGGGGUGACCAAAGACCACGUCUUCUCAAAAGUGAUGAUCCACUUAUUUCCCAGUGGAUUCUUUGUCUUUAGACAGACACAGGAGCACCAGGAGGGGAAGACAUGUGCAUUUUGCACUAGGCACUUGGUUUUAGGUUGGAGAUAGUGAAGUAAUAUGCAUGGUUUAGCGCAAAAUUGGAGAAUGGAUGGCCACAUCUAAUCUCAGUAUCAAGUUCUCAAACUGGAAAAUUUCACUUAGAGAGAUUUCUACAGAACAUAUUUUGAAGAACAAAACUGAAAAUAUAAAUCGAACUUUAAGACCCUUCAAUUUCAGGUGCUAUGGGAUAUAUUGGUGCUUUAAACGUGAAAUAUUAUUUAUAACAGAUUAUGUACUGGUGAACGGGUUUGUUUUUGUACAGGUAAUAGUGUAUAUUGUGUCAUUCUAACAAUAUCCACACAUAUUUCAGCACAGCAGCAAUUUUACAAACUGUAUUCCCAAAGACAGGUAAAGUCUUGAGAGUGAGAGUGAGUGAGUGAGUGAGUGAGUGAGUGUGUGUGUGAGUGAGUGUCCGUCCGUGUCCGUGUCCGUGUCCAUAAAAAAACAAACUUGGGGAUAGGGGGAGGAAAUGCCAUAUAAUUUAUGCCCCUUCACUAUUUAUGCAACAAAACAUUUAUUUUUAUAGGUGUGUUUUUUUUCCUUGUGUCUGGGGCUAGCUUUGCAUAAAUAAAUGUUCACUGUGACAUUGAUACCAUUAAUCCAAUGGGGUAGUUAAUGGCUUAGUAAAAUUAGUGCUCUUCUAAUUAUUAGUUUACACAAAAAAAAAAAAAAAAAAAGUUCUCAAUACAGCAAUGGCAAAGCAUUGCAGGUAAUACAAAUGGAGUACCAAGACUGUCCAUUGUCAUCACUGCUAUAUAUCAUGAUCCAUGCCCAAACCUGCUAAUUGUUUAAGUAAUGUGAAGGGCACAGCUUUACCAUAUGAUCUUGAUUUGUCCACUGACAGACUUAAAUUCGCAGCAAUUCCGUCAACUUCCGUGUUUAUAGCUAUCGCUUACUCUUACUGAUCCCGAUUCAACCCAUUUUGAUUAAAGUGCUUUGAGUAAGACAUUAUGCAUGAAAUGUAUAUUGAAUUAAUGUAGCCUGAUUUCUUUGAUCUGUCCUGUAGGUAUAACUUUUACAUUUAAAAAAGAGUUGGGACUAUUAUAGAGGGAUACAGAUUCCUAUCUUAUUCUUAUUGUAUGUACAAUGCAUGUAACGGAAUUCUAUUAAAAUAUUCUUUAGGUUUUGGGAAUGUCAAACGUUCGAUUUAUCCGCUAUAGUUACCGCUUUCAAUUUUAGAGGAUUUAUAAGAAGGAGCUCAGUAUGUGACGUGCCCGCUUCCUACAAAUAUUUUUGUUUAUAAAAGAAAUUUUAUGUGUUACAAAUAUUGUAAUCUUCCCAGUAAUUUGUCAUGCAUUCUUAAAAACUUAAUGUGCAAUAAAACGGAAUAUUUGAAGUGA